This is a messenger RNA of Cucurbitaria berberidis CBS 394.84, 3620 nucleotides long. RefSeq lists its product as uncharacterized. Bases 382 to 3288 code for a protein of 968 amino acids. The transcript has 3 exons. The record is from RefSeq and is a predicted model, not a curated record. Lineage: Eukaryota; Fungi; Ascomycota; Dothideomycetes; Pleosporales; Cucurbitariaceae.
GGCAGAUAACGUGUAAUCCUCGAUGCAGCGCAUCGUCCGGUUUCAUGUCGAGCCUCUUCCAAGUUUGUUGUUUACCUUGAUGCACUCUCCGCUUUGCUACGUGCGAGACUCGUGAUAAUCGCAGGCUCAGCGUCCAAAAUACCUGUAACCGAUAUCGAUUUAACCGUCUUAGGCGCUUCCAUGGGGCAAAUUAGCUCACUCUUAAACAAAGUCCAGCCCAUGUCCAAGUCGCGCGAAGCCUCACGUUGAACAAGGUCCCAGCCCCCACGUUGGAAGUUGACGACUUCGAACGCAUUAUAUAGCUGAAGAGAUACUUCAAUGUCUCCCUCCCACUUGCGUUGAGCGUCGGAGCUCGUCGUAGGAUACCGCCGCCUCAACAACAUGGGCAACCACCAGAGCACCGCCAACCCCAACCGGUUGUCGAAACCGAAGACGAAUACGAAUUCUCCCAGCCAAUCUUUCAAAGUGGAUUCGCCAGUUUCGGUAUCCUCACGAUAUGCGGACCUGAGUGUGAAGGACCGACAUCAGAUUCGAGAGACCCUACUGUCGCCUGCUGAUACGGAGUUUGGGUCUCGGAUAGCUGCAGCUUUCCGGUCGAACAAGAACGAUGGCAUCGAUGAGACGGCUACAAAUACACGGGGACGACCGUUAUCGGUGAUAUCAAGAUCAAAUUCGAGGACCAACUCCAGGUCCAAUUCCCUAUCGUGCUUUGGAAGCAAACAUGGCUCGUCCACCAGGCUUGCUGGCUUGUCCGACUCCAAAGUUUCUUUGGCUUCACCCGCACCCGUGGAUCUAGAGGCGACUAUCAGGGUACUGCAAGAAGUCAAACGGUAUGGAUCCCCGGAAGAUCUUGCAGCUCUCCAUGAAGCAUUAGCGCCCUUGGAUACACAUACUGUACCGGUAGAAGAACACGGGCUCGGCCGAAGGAAUUCGGUGAUGAACAGAUCGUCAUCGUCACUAACAAGGCGGCGGUCCUUGAUCCAGACUCCAGGGAUGGCAACGCGGAACUCUUCUGUUGAUGGUCGUCGCAGUACAUGGAAUUCAUGGAAGACUCCAAAAAUUGAACCUGCCGAGGAAGCAAGGUGGAGGUCCAAUUCAAAGGCAGCUUUCCCCUUGAACCGCCUGGCAGCGGCUAAGGACAGCGGCGACACCCCAACGCCUCGAGCGCAGACUCCCAGUGAGAUGGAUUACUCACACUUGGGAAGUUUAAAGCUAGGCUCCCUCGUGGUGACUAAUGGAGCCCCGUCGCCCGCACCCAGUGCGAAGUUCUCGAAGCAAAGCUCUCGUCUUGCUGGACAGGAUGACUACUUUUCGGCGGUAGAGGCCGACUCCAGCCCUCUGAUGAUGAAGACCACAAGAAGACGUGGGCACGUGAAGAGCAAGUCGUCCGUGCUUCCUACAACCGUUCCACUUCACAACAAUCAGCCAUCCGAUAUUCGACCGGGAACAGGGACUGCUAAAGCUCUACGUAUCACAAACAACAGCGUAGACACUCUUGCACAUGACGCAAACCGGCUUGCUCAAAGCUAUCAGGCAGAGAUUCCCACUAGCCCAUUCGGAAAACAAGCCGAGGACCAUAGGAUGGACCAGGACGAGGGAUUUGUGUCAGGCAGUCCUACAUUCGGCGAAGAAGGAGUCGGAAUGCUCGAUAGUACUAUCAUCGGCAAGCCUACAUCUACAGUUGAGGUGUCAGAUCCAGUAACUUCUUCUAAAACUCCACAUGUACUCGCACCAGCCCAACAGAGACCUAGAGCACCUCAACGCCCACCACCACGCACAUCCGAUUCAGGGUACUCAUCUGGUGGCAGUCUUCGACUAGUCAAUCGGGAACAACACAAGGACGCCUUGCCAAAAUCAAAGCAGCGCAGUGACUCGCCGCUAAAAGGAGAUAGUGCAAAAGUCGAGCAACCGGAAACCUCUGAUAUGUCUCAAGCCGUGACUUCUGAACAACCUCUAUCACCGACUAUACAGACUUCCCAGGCACGACGACGGCCACUAUCCUUGAAGAUUCUGAAUCACUCCGCAAGAUCUUCAGUUAGGUCCUCAGCAUCAGAGAGUAUCCUCUCACCUCAGACGCCACAAUCAAUUACCUCGAAGACGUCGUUUGACAGCACGUCUUCGACAAGCCACAAGCGGUCGCAAAGGAGAGGCCAGUCACACGCAGAACCUCCCGUAGUCCAGUCUUGUCAACCUAUCCCAGAAGGAACGAUUCCGGAUGUUCCAGACAACGUGCGAGCCAAGUUUGUUCGACGCUUGUCCCACACUCCAGGGAUGGAGUGUCUAACGCAUACCUAUCCUACCAAAGACCACAUCCUCGCAAAUGAGCCCGCUUCCGAUGGUCCUUUCACAGUCUCGACUAUACACAAUCAGCUCGCUGAACUUGAACCAGACCGACCCCCGACGCCUCCUGCCCAUGGCCGUCGAAUGAGCUUUUCUAUGUUUCGCAGGAAGUCGACCGUGGAGGAUAAAGAGGUCGAGGGGGAAGCUGAUGACAGUUCACUCGGUGUUGUCGAUCUAGGCACAAUUGCAUCAGCACUUGGUAGUUCUCCUUAUGAUGCUGCGAUGUCUGGUCUCCAGAGGAACCCCACAACAGCUCGUACUCACCCACACCAACUCGGCAAGGCACUACCUCGAGCGAAGUCCAUGGUAAACAUGGACUCUGAGGCAGCUGCAGAAUUUGCGCGCCUGCGCAGUAAGGACCGGGCCUCUGUUCCACAAGAAUUAUCUCAGCAACGACGGCGAAGCUACCACAACCUGAAGAUGGACGCGGGUGAGGCUAAAGCUUCCAAGCGACGUCCACAAAGCUUUGAUAUCCCUCCAGUGCCGGCUAUUAAUGCCUCUAGGCUUUCGCCUCCGCAGUGCGCCAGGCCUCGAUUAGAAAAGGGCGGCCAAGAGCAAGAGGAGACCAAACCAGACAUGAGCUCCAGCGCCCAGUCUCGCGAACGAGGUCAAAUAGUGCCCCAAGUGGUGGAGAAGUGUGACGAUGACAGACCACGCUCUUCUCAACACGAGGUUGAUUGGGAAGCGCACGCCCAAACCUGGAGGCAGCGUCGCAAGUCUAUAGGCGAGGGUUUACGUGCGAAGGCUGCUCCCACGACGGAGGACAUGGCGAGCUGGGGACGCUAUAGCGGCGGCUUAAGCUACGGCUACGAAGGCCGUGGGGUCGGCAUCGGUGGCUCAGCCGGGACGCGAUCGCAGCACAGCGCAGCAAGCAACAAGAGCCUACCUUGGAGACAUCAAUAUGGCGUGGACCUGUCUGAUGUGCCUGUCAUGCUUCAGAGGGUGUAGGUAAGGCGACCGUUUUUUUCUUCUCUAUUUUUCUUGAUAAGCUGCUUGGGCAGCGUUGCAUGCACGCACCAAUGUUGCAUUUUAUGAUUGUCCCAGCAUUUACACACAUACCCAACGUACACAUAGCGGCAUUUUCAGGCAUCGGGGGAUACGGGCGUUGGGCCUCUUUCAGUACAUUGUGCAUAGCGGUACCUAGAUGCCCACGAAUCAAGCAACCAUUCGGCAAUUCCGCCCAUGCAGCUGCUGCGGUUGCACAUGCAAACAUGACAAGCUGCGUACAGUGCUCGCCAAGUUACCGUAUGUCGUCCAACGUUGCGGUGAAAAAAAAAAGG